This is a messenger RNA of Hemicordylus capensis (graceful crag lizard), 5573 nucleotides long. RefSeq names its product zinc finger protein with KRAB and SCAN domains 7-like. The transcript is spliced from 6 exons. Gene Ontology annotation, molecular function: DNA-binding transcription factor activity, RNA polymerase II-specific; RNA polymerase II cis-regulatory region sequence-specific DNA binding. Gene Ontology annotation, biological process: regulation of transcription by RNA polymerase II. The coding region runs from base 151 to 1764 and encodes 537 amino acids. The record is from RefSeq and is a predicted model, not a curated record. Lineage: Eukaryota; Metazoa; Chordata; Lepidosauria; Squamata; Cordylidae.
UGCGCAGCUGGUGUUUCUGCUUUGCAAACUGCAGGGCCAACAGAGGGAGGGAGACGGAGGCCUGAGUGUCAGUCCAGCUAUUGAUCACUAAAACAACACUGCUUGGGUGCAGAGGUGGAAUUCGGGUGUCAAACGUCUCCAUCACUCAACAUGGAGAUAUUUUUCGGAGCUGCCUUGGAGCAGGGAUUAAAGGUAGAAAAGGAAGACUCGGCUGACCGGGAAGCAAGAAAAUGCCCCGAGGCCAGACAGGCAGGGAGCAACAGAGAAUUCUGGGAAAGACGUGAGCAGAAGAUUCUGGGAGUCAAAGAGGACACCACCAGCUCAGAUGUGCAGCAUCAGAGGUUCAGGCAGUUCUGCUUCUGGGAGGCCGAGGGGCCCCGAGAGGUUUGCAGCCAACUCCACAGGCUUUGCUGUCAGUGGCUGAAGCCAGAAAGGCACACCAAGAAGCAGAUCAUAGACCUGGUGGUCCUGGAGCAGUUCCUGACCAUCCUGCCCGCAGAGAUGGAGAGCUGGGUCAGAGAAUGCGGAGCGGAGACCACUUCCCAGGUGGUGUCUUUGACAGAAGGUUUCCUCCUGAGCCGGGUAGAGGAGCAGAAGCCGGAAGAGCAGCAGAUGCAAAACCUUCUGUCAGAAGCUGCCCCUGAUUUCCUUGAGGCAGAGGAGGCUCCAUCAGACACCAGGCAGAGGCUGCCGUCCAGCGGGAUCCAACAGGAGGGGGAUGGAGAUGCUGGAAUGAAACUGCCCAGCUGUCCUCAUCCAUCUCUUCUUUCUGGAGGAGCAGAAGAUGCUUCAGGAAGAUGGGAUCAGGGGACCUUUGAGGAAGUGGUCGUGCAUUUCACGGAGGAGGAGUGGGCGCUGCUGGAUCCGGCCCAAAGAGCCCUGCACAGAGAAGUCAUGGAGGAGAACGCAGGGAAUCUGGCCUCUCUGGAAGGUGAGAGUGGGAAGAAUGAAGGAAAACCCAGUGGAGGAAUUCUGGGAGGUACAAGAUGGAAAAAGAGGGAACAACAGAAACAAAAAACAGGAGCAAAAUUGAAGAACAGGAAUGGAUCCUCCCCUUCUCAGCGUGGAAUCCAACCAAUACUGCAGAAAGAAAGAGAGAGCAGGGUGUGCCUUCCGCGUAGAAAAAACUCCAGUUCAGAACCAAGCUCUCAACUUCAGAGGAAAAUGCAUGCAGAGAAGGAACUAUAUGAAUGUUUGGAGUUUGGAAAGAGCUUCAGCAUGAGUAGAGCUUUUACUAUACACCAGAGAAUCCACACUGGGGUAAAAACAUAUGAAUGUUUGCAGUGUGGAAAGUGCUUUAGUGGGUGUAGACAUCUUACUAGACCCCAUAGAAGCCAUACUCAGGAGAAACCAUGCUUGGGGUGUGGAAAGAGCCUCAACUGGAGUGGAGCACUUACCAUAUGCCAUAGAACCGACACUGGGGAGAAACCACAUAAAUGCUUGGAGUGUGGAAAGAGCUUUAGCCGGAGUGGACAUCUUAUUAUACACCAUAGAACCCACACUGGGGAGAAACCACAUAAAUGCUUGGAGUGUGGAAAGAGCUUCAGCACAAAGGGGGACCUUAAUAAACACCAUAGAAUCCACACUGGGGAGAAAUUACACAAAUGUUUGGAGUGUGGAAAGAGCUUUAGCCGGAGUGGACAUCUUGCUAUACACCACAGAACCCACACUGGGGAGAAACCACAUAAAUGUUUGGAGUGUGGAAAGAACUUUAGCACAAGGGGAGACCUUAAUAAACACCAUAGAAUCCACACUGGGGAGUAACCAGUAAUGCUUGGACUGUGGAAAGAGCUUCACCAUGAGGGGAGCUUAAUAAACACAAUAGAAUCCACACUGGGAAGAAACCACAAAAUAAUAAUAAUAAUAAUAAAUAAUAAUAAUUAAUAAUAAACAGUAUUUGUUAGCCGCCCCAUAACAAAUUGUUCUGUGCGCGGCUCACAACAGAGUAUUAAAACAUACAAUAAAAACACAUAACUCAUUGAAUCAUAACAGAUGGAAAAGAUGAAAAGAAAAUGCAAAUAGAAUACAUUACAACUUGCAAAUUCAUUUUAAAAUUAGUUUAAAAAAUCAGAACAAAUCUGAAAAAACACAAUUUAAAAGGUCUGGGUGAACAUAAAGGUGUUCACCAGGCUAGACACCAGAAAAACAAGGUGACGAAGCCAGGAGAACCUCAUGUCAAAUAUAUCAUCAUGAAUAAUCAUUAUAUAACUUCUAAUUAUAUUCUUUGAAUAUAUUAGCAGCUUAUGGAGAUGAGGGAGAACCUGAUCGAUCCUUUGCUGCAGGAGAUGUACCAAUAGAACGCUCUCUGCUCUUUUUCUCCUUCUCCCUCGCCUCUCUAUCAAAGUGUAAAGAUAAUGAAGGUCCAUGAACAGAAGAUUUGAGAGGACGGGGUAGAUCUGGACAAGUCUGGAUAUAAAUGCAAGGGAUAGGAACAUAGGAAACUGCCAUAUACUGAGUCAGACCAUUGGUCUAUCUAGCUCAGUAUUGCCUUCACAGACUGGCAGUGGCUUCUCCAAGGUUGCAGGCAGGAGUCUCUCUCAGCCCUAUCUUGGAGAUGCUGCCAGGGAGGGAACUUGGGACCUUCUGCUCUUCCCAGAGCGGCUCCAUCCCCUGAGAGGAACAUCUUCCAGUGCUCACACCUCAAGUCUCCCAUUCAGAUGCAACCAGGCCAGGCCCUGCUUAGCUAUGGGUCAUGUUUGCUACCACAAGGCCAGCUCUCCUGGAAUACUAGGAAGUGAGACCACAAGUGAACAGAACAUAUUCAUGCAGCCCUCCUAAAGAACCUUUUGCUGCAUGCUGCCUCCACUGUAGAAGGGAAAUGCCUAUCACAGCAGCAGCAGGCCAUCAAAGACACCCAAUCCAGGAAGAUUGUGAUGACGUUCCUGUUUCUGUGGGUCAAUUGGGCUUGUGUGAAAUGCAAACUGUGCAAAGCAAGAAAUGCAAGGUCUGGUUGCCUGAAUGGAACAAUACAAUGAGAAUAAUCAUAAUAAAUGAAUAAUAACUUUAUUUGUUAGCCACCUCAUAAGAAAUUGUUCUCUGGGAGGCUCAAAACACAACAUUAACACAUGAGAUAAAAACACAUAACAGACCAAAAAGUAGGGGGGAGGGGGAAUACAAAAUAUGAUACAAAGCAAUUUAAAAACAGUUUAAAAAACAGUUCAAAUCAAAAUUUAAAACGUUAAAGGCCUGAGUGGACAAAAUGUCUUUACCUGGUAUCUUAAAAAACAAAGUGAUGAACCUCACUGGGGAGGCUCUUCCAUACCUCUGAAAGGGUCCUCUCCCUCGUAUCUUCCUAAGAACAUAGGAAACUGCCAUAUACUGAGUCAGACCAUUGGUCUAUCUAGCUCAGUAUUGUCUUCACAGACUGGCAGCAGCUUCUCCAAGGUUGCAGGCAGGAAUCUCUCUCAGCCCUGUCUUGGAGAAGCCAGGGAGGGAACUUGAAACUUUCUGCUCUUCCAAGAGCGGCUUCAUCCCCUGAGGGGAAUCUCUUCCAGUGCUCACACUUCUGGUCUCCCAUUCAUAUGUAACCAAGGCAGACCCUGCUUAGCUAUGGGGACAAGUCAUGCUUGCUACCACAAGACCAGCUCUCCUCUGCCUCGCCUUAUAUGGCAGGGACCUCAGAGGAGAGCCUCCAAAGAAGGUUGGGACGUAUGGGGCAAGGCGCUCUCUCAGGUAACCCAGUCCCAAGCCAUUUAGGGCUUUAAAGGUUAGAACUAGCACCUUGAAUUGGGCCUGGAAAUUGAUUGGGAGCCAGUGCAUCUGUUGAAACACUGCUCAAAACACCCAGUCCCAGUUAACAAUCUCAAAGCCCUAUUUUGUAUUAGCAGCAGUUUCCGGACCAUUUUCAAAGGCAGCCCCAUGUACAAUGCAUUGCAGUAAUCUAAGCAAGAGGUUCCCAGAGCAUGAGUCACAUUGGCCAAGCUCUGUCUCUGUCCGGGGAAGGUCCCAGUUGGUGUAUCAGCCUAAGCUGAUAAAAGGCGCUCCAAGCCACAAAAGCCAUUCUAGAGACAGUGCUGGAUCUUUGGGGGUGUGUGUGUGUUUGUGUGUGUUGCUCCCCCCCUUUCCUGGCUAUCAGCUGAUGUCUUUAUCACUUUGGUCUGUCAGGACAGAAGCCCAUGACUGGACCCUGCUCUGUACACCAAUUCCCUCUUCUGAUGGUCCCAUCUCCAAAAGCGGGAGAGGAGGGAGGGGGAAAAUGACAUCCCGGAUCAGGGAGCACAGCAAGCACUCUGCCACUGAGCUAUGACCCUGCUCCUUAGGAACAGAGCAAGUGGCCUUAGACCAAGUCAGACCAUUGGUCCAUGUGUCUCGGUACUGCCUACAUUGAAUGGCAACAGGUCUCCAAGAUUUCAGACAGGAGUCUUGCCCAUCCCUACACGGAGCCCUACCUGGGGAGGAGAGCUGGUCCUGUGGCAGCCAGGAUGAAUUGUCCCCGUUGCUAAGCAGGGUCUGCCCUGGUUUACAUUGGAAUGGGAUAUGCUCACACGUGUAGCACUGUCAGAUAUUCCCCUUAAGGUGUGGGCCACUCUGGGAAGAGCAUCUGCCUACUUGCAUGCAGAAGGAUCCAAGUUCCCUCCUUGGCGGCAGCAUCUCCAAGAGAGGACUGAGAGAGACUCCUGCCUGCAACCUUGGAGAAGCAGCUGCCAGUCUGAGUAGGCAAUACUGGGAUAGAUGGACCAAGGGUCUGACUCAGUAGAAGGCAGCUUCUGUGAGCAUCUGCAUGCAAAGCACAUGCUCUGCCACUGAGCUGUGGCCCCAUCCUUGGGCUUGUUUCUGGGGUGCCUGUAGUGAUUGUAAGGCUUUGAGGGAGGACUAAGCCUCACUUAGAGGAACUGUUGGGAGUGGUUCAGCCUCCCAGCCAGGAGUCUUAUAUUCUGUAUUUUGGGAAUCUGAGUUGCCUAAUUUAAUGAAAACUCUGUCUUUUACAAUCUGUUUUAUGGAAAGAAAUUUGAUCUUAUUUCUCAUUCCUCUUUUAAUCUAAUAAUAAACCCUUGUUGGUGAAGUGUGCUACUCUUCAUUUGGGGUCUGCCUGUGCCCCACACACCUUCGGAGGCCUAGGACUGCUCAGCCAUUUUGGGGAGGGUUUGGCCACUUGAACCUCCCCCAGGAAUCUGAUACUGCUAACUGUUACUAGCAGCAAAUUUCCUUAGUAUCACAUACAAGGCAUCUGGCCUUAUAGUGUCAGCAUUUCCAUGCAGAUAUUCUCAUCCUUUCACAUUUUCACGGUGACUUUGUUUCCUGUGAUCAGUGACUAUCAUGCGCCAUCCUGUCCUACUCCUUUGAUCGGAGACAGGGUUAUUUCGCCAAUUAGAAUAACCAUGGGUAGUUUAUUAUGUGUAGUUUUAGGAAUGUAGAGCAGUAACAAUGUCAACUAUGGUUUACCGUGGAUGCUUGGUAUCACCGGAACCUUUCCUGGCCUUUGAGUUGCCAGAGGUUUGAAGUUUGUACCUACUUUUGUAUAUAUACUUUGAGCAGACUCCAUGGUGGGGCUGCUGUGUUUCUUUGCUGGAAACUUACUUCCCAGAGCAGCGCUUUCUUUUACUCUGCAGAGGGAAAUAAAGCUUUGAACCAUU